Molecule: messenger RNA, 4293 nt
Organism: Parastagonospora nodorum SN15
Lineage: Eukaryota; Fungi; Ascomycota; Dothideomycetes; Pleosporales; Phaeosphaeriaceae
Exons: 3
Coding region: 1-4293 (1430 amino acids)
Biological process (GO): positive regulation of transcription by RNA polymerase II; DNA damage checkpoint signaling
Cellular component (GO): nucleus
Molecular function (GO): histone binding
Source: RefSeq, a predicted model, not a curated record
AUGUCAGAAUCACAGGCUUCCACGGGGCUCGACGAACGCUUCUUCGAUCUGCUCCGGCAGCGCGCAGGCAGCGACAGGGCCUUUCACCUCAGCACGUCCACGGAGAGCCAUCAAUCGGGCAUUCCCGCAUCUGCAUCGAUCUUCGCCGUCCCGCUGCAGCCUCUCAGCGGCCUCCCGGACCAGCUGCAACCACCCGUCGUUCUUGCCCCGUUCAAUCGCGCGCUUUCCCCACGACGCGUCGCAUCCACGAGAAAUGUCAAGCCCGCGCUUCCUACCCACCACAGCGCGCCCACAAGCACCGGAUUCGUGAAAGAGACGGACGGCGCACCCAUAAUGUUCCACAGCUUUGCCGGCGGCAUUGACGCUCCGGGCGAUACACAGCCGGACAGUCAGAUAUACAACCAUUACACGAGUGCCGUACAUCCAACGCAAGAAACACCAGUCGCCCGAAAAGGAUCUGUUCCAAAGUCGCUUUUUGUGGAACAUGUGGACGAGGGCGAGGGUGACAGUCCAAAUGACGGUCUCCAAUUCGUCGAAUCAAGUCAAGACCAGCAGAGUCCGAACAUCACAAGCCCAACCGUCAUGUACGAUGACGAUGUGUUAGGUGUGCUUCCGCCCGGCCAAUAUGCGCCCACGAGCCCGCUCAAGUUCGAGACGCCUGCAAUUGCGGGGAGGAAGAGGGACAGCUCGGGACAGAUGCUCAGCUCAGCCGUACGGACGAACAUUACUACGCCCGGCACAGUCGCAUCUGCCGCCGCAUUCGCCUUCCCAGGCUUUGGUGGUGGUGGCGGUGGUGCGUCUAUGUCACUCACUCAGGUGUGGCAGAAUACUCAAGCACCUACUUCUCCAGCACUGCCUGAGGCCAGUGAGGAUGUGGCUUUCACCCGACCCUCGCCAAACUUCACCAAUGUCCGCCCUUCCAGCCCGGCCGAAGGGUUGUCGAGCCCCAUCAAAGCCAUGCGCGACGAAACACCGCGAAGCGACCCGCCCGUCCGAUCGUCAAGCGAGCCCCGUGCAGAAUACGUCUCAAUGAAGGAGUCGCAGGAGAGGCGCAAGCGUACAACGCGCGAGAAGCCAGUACAACUAGUGAAGGAAGACAGCUGGGAGGUGCCCUCUGCUGCCCAGUUCCGGAUACAGAAGAGAAAGCUGAAGGAGGACCUUGAGCGGAAGGCCGCCAUGUCGUUUAUCCGCGACUCCGUUGCCAUCAUGGACUCACAGCCAGACACAACUGCCAAUUACGACAGCAUACCACGGCCAAAAUCCUUACGAUUCCCCUCAUCGCCCUCAAUCAACCAGUACAGCAUCAACCAGACCACCAUGGCUUCCAAGACUGGUUACACCAGCCAAGUCAUCUCGUCUUCUAUACCACCACUGCCACCAGGCUUAAGUCCGGAAGACACAGCGAAUGGCCUGGACGAAGACAUCAUGCCGGAAGACGAAGAUGGCGUGCCUAGCAGUCCCCCCAUCUCUGCGGUCGAUGGCUCUGUCACGUACGACGAACAUGACCAAGCAUACGAUGAGUAUGCUGAGGGUGGUGGCGUUCGCGAGUCUGUUGAGCCUACAGCUCCUGAUGAAGAGGCAGCAAGUGAGGAUGAGGAGGAUUUGCCCCUUACCAAACCAGAGCCUGAGGAGGAUGAGAAUAGCAGCCCGGAUCAAGAAGACAUCGAAAAAGUCGACGAGCUGGAUCUGGUUCAGCAUCAGAGGGUCGACUUAGGAACAAAUCAUGAAGUUUCGGAAACCCUGGAGCAAGAGCAGCUGCCGCAGGAGCUUCACGAGGAGCGGGCACAAGAGCACUCAGCGCCCGCGGAAGGUAUUCAGGAUAGUGAAGCCCCUGCGACGUCACCGCCGCUCCGCAGGCAACGUCAGAGCACUGUUCCUGAGACGGAUGCGCUUGAGGAGACGCAACCAUCCUUGUUUCCUGGCGAUUCUGCCAUGCACGACGAUACACAUCAGACAGCUGACCCUAGCGCGCCGGACCAGACCAACAGCACCGAGCCAUUCCACACCGCAAAUGAGCAACUGCCUGGUUCUCAACACGACCCGCUUCUUCCAGAAAGUUCCAAGGAGAAUGGGAGCGACUCCAUCAUGGCUGACGAGCGCCUUCGCUCUUUGCAGGACAUCCACAAUCUGCCUGACACUCAAAUGGAGGAAGAAAUCGAGAUACCCCGCCUCAGUGGCUUCGACGACGAGGACGAGAAUUUAGUGAACAGCUCAUCUCCCGCGCCUCCAUCAGCGAAGCGACGAAAGGUGACAUACACUACGAAGCGCAACGUCUUUCGAAGUCCUGUCAAACCAAUGGCCGCUCCCACCAUCGAUGCUGAUCAGUUUCCUACAUCUCUACGAGAUGAACAAGGUCCAGCGCUCGUAGAUACACCGCCGACUUCAUCGGCUCAAGAGCGCGAGGAUCAGGGAGCAAACGCAGCCGUGCGGGCCAGGGAAGAGGCACAAGCUUCAUACACUCGACAGGCCACCCUCAAGACGAAACUCGCACCUAAGCCCACACGAGUGAAGACCCAGAAGAAGGGGGCGCUCAAGUCUGUUGAUAGAGAGAUCCUGGCUGCCAUGUCAUCUUCUCCGUCAAAGGCUGAACCUGCUGUAGGGAGCCGUACGAGUACACCUGUCACUCCUACAAAGCGAGCCAAACGCAAAGCGGUCGCUAAUGUUGAUGUUGCUAUGCCGGAUGCUGAUGAAGAGCGAGAUGAGCUGGCGGACCCAACACCAGAACCCGCGAGCAAGGAAGCCGUCGUCAAGACAGCUUCAGACAGCGGUGAGGCAUCCGCAGGAGACAUCAUCGCUCCCAACCGCAUUCUUGCAUCAUGGCCAGGCAGCCACUUCUAUCCAGCGAUAUGUCUUGGUCGAGUCGCUGGUCGUCAAUUAAAUGUUCGCUUCGACGAUGGUAACACCACCACUCUAGACGCCAGUCAGGUUCGUGCUUUCGACCUCCGCCCUGGAGACCAUGUCAAGGUAGAUGAGGCAGGUAUGAAGAAGCACACAUACGUGAUCGUCGGCUUUAAGGACAAAAUUGAGGACGUCGUUGCACAGGACAGCCCUACCACUGAUCACCGCGGCUACUCAGCUAUUGUAUUAGAGGAGAAGCGACGAGACAGUCUUCCUGCAGCUAAGACACUGCAGCCUCUGAAGCGCAUCUCGGUACCCAUGGGUCGCAUCUAUCUGACAACCCAGCUCUGGAUGAGGCUCCGCGAUCGAUCAUACAACUUCUCACCACCCAACUCACCCAGCAAGUCCACGUCUCGUAUCGGCACACCUGUCCAUGCGGCAGAUGCUCUGACCACGCCCUCGUUUAGUCGGCGAGGCAUGACAGUACCAUCGCUUCUCAAGAAUGCUACCGGUCGAGCUGCUUCAGUCGCAUCUUCUUCCGCACGAUCUGGCAGUGGUGUGUUCUCGAACAUGGCCUUCGUGUUGACCUCAACCGCUAUGGAUGUCGACAAAGAAGAGCUCUCGAGAGUCAUCAAGUCAAACGGUGGUAUGGUACUGGGACAAGGUUUUCACGAAUUGUUCGACUACGAAUCGGCUGACGCACCGACUUCAUCGCAGAGCCGGCGUCAGUCUGCCUCAGUUGUCGACGGAGCUGAAGGGCUGGUAUUGAAGCCUUCGUAUAGAGAUCUUGGUUUUGUGGCCCUAAUCUCAGAUUCACAUUCGCGCAGCACCAAGUACAUCCAAGCUCUGGCCCUCAACGUGCCUUGCCUACAUCUCCGAUGGGUACAAGAUUCGCUAAACGCCUCCCGCGCUGUGCCGUUCAUCAAGUAUCAGCUUCCCGCUGGGGUCUCAAAGUUCCUAGACCCCAAUGGCGUCGUUCGCUCACGCACCAUGAUGCCAUACGACCCCGCCGCCGACGACCUCUCCUUCGACCAAACCAUCAGUAACCGCGACCUUCUGCUGCAAAACCAAACCGUCCUCCUCGUCACCGGCAAAUCCAAGAAGGAAAUCGAGAAACGCCAACCCUUCAUCUUCCUCACCCACGCUCUCGGCUCCGCAACUGUAGGCCGAUGCGCGGACCUCGCCGCUGCUUCAGAUAUGAUCCGCGACGCGCAGUGGGACUGGAUCUACGUCAACGGCGAAGCCGGCGUCGCCGACGCAGCUUCCGAGCUAUUCGGCACCGGCAAACCCGCUGCGAGCGGUAAGUCGAAGAAAGGCAAGAAGAGAAAGCGCGAGGAGGGCGAGGAGAAGGAAGAGCUCGUUGCGAGGGGCGAGAUUGGUGGCAAGAAGGUGAAAAUCACGUGUGCGGAGUUUGUUAUUCAGAGCUUGAUUUUGGGCGCAUUAGUGGAGGAGUAA